UCUCUCUCUCUCUCUUUACACUUUCCCAUAUAACUGCAAGUCUUCGGGUUAGAGUAUGCGUUUCUUAUUUGUUCUAUAACGUUGGUGUUUUUGUCUCUAACCUUGGUGUUUUCAUGGAUACUUUUCUGUAACCCGCAUCAACAAUCUCAGAACCUUGGUGUUUUUGUUCCCUUGUUUUUUUUGUUACCUAAAUGGGUAGUGGGGAGAAGAGUCCGAGGAGCUUUUAUUUGCAUCGCCAUCAUCUCCAACAUAACCAUGGGAAUGGGAAGAAGCAAGAGUUCAGAGAUGUUCCAAAAGGGUGUUUGGCAAUCAAGGUGGGUCAAGGAGAAGAACAACAGAGGUUUGUGGUGCCUGUCAUAUACUUCAAUCACCCUCUUUUCAUGCAGCUACUGAAGGAGGCUGAGGAAGAAUAUGGGUUUGAUCAGAAAGGAACCAUAACAAUCCCUUGUCAUGUUGAGGAAUUCAGAAAUGUUCGAGGCUUGAUUGAUAGAGACAAGUCCCUCCAUCACCACCACCAUGUUGGUUGUUUUGGGUUCUGAAUUUGUUUUAUACCCUGAAAAAGAAAAUAUGAUCUUGACCCAGAAAUCGUGGCUUCAAGUUUCGUGUAAUUUGGUCAUGUAAAUUCUUAGCUAUUAGACUCUUUUUUUUUUCCCUUCACAUUACUUAGGUGAUGAUGAAGACAACAGAAUGUUGCUUCUUCCAAUAGUAGUUACUUUUCUAAAGAAAAAAAAGAGAGAUGCCUUUCUUUUCUUUUCCA
This is a messenger RNA of Gastrolobium bilobum, 757 nucleotides long. RefSeq names its product auxin-responsive protein SAUR32-like. Lineage: Eukaryota; Viridiplantae; Streptophyta; Magnoliopsida; Fabales; Fabaceae. Gene Ontology annotation, biological process: response to auxin. The transcript has 2 exons. The record is from RefSeq and is a predicted model, not a curated record. The coding region runs from base 192 to 539 and encodes 115 amino acids.